Molecule: messenger RNA, 3748 nt
Organism: Anopheles darlingi
Lineage: Eukaryota; Metazoa; Arthropoda; Insecta; Diptera; Culicidae
Product: zinc finger and BTB domain-containing protein 17-like
Exons: 4
Coding region: 109-2367 (752 amino acids)
Cellular component (GO): nucleus
Molecular function (GO): zinc ion binding
Source: RefSeq, a predicted model, not a curated record
CGGGAAGACAAGCGCAUAUUUCGUAAACAACACCGUCGCCGUGUUCGAUAAUUUGUUCAGGCAAUCUGGGAGGUGUUCAGGUGUCGCAGAGGCAUUCGGGCUCCAACAAUGGAUAUAGAAAAUCGACGCAUAAAAGAGGAGACAGGCCCUGAUAAUGGUGGUGAAACGAUUACAGACGAUGGAGACGGCGGAGGAGAGGAAGGCAAUCUCAACAACAAUGAACUACCCGACGAUGACGUCCAUUAUCAGCAGCAGCAACAACAACCAGGAACAAAAACUAUCUACAGUCUCAAUAUCAACGUGUGCAGGCUGUGUCUGUGCGAAGGGCAGGGGAAUCUACAGCCAGUCUUCUACUCCAAGGACGCGCCGGACGUAAUACUACAGCAUAAAAUUCUUGAGCUGACUACGGUAGAGAUUACCUAUGCCCUCGACUUUCCCACGAGCAUAUGCAUCGACUGCCUGACGAGGGUGGAAGAAUUGGCGAUCUUUCGGCGACAGUGCGUCGAAAAUAACGAGCUGUUGCGGCUCAAGUACCUCGAGCUGAAAGCGGAAUUUGACUGUUACCCGGACCAUGUGAAAGUAGAGCAGCAGGACGACCAGCAGUAUGGCGACGACGGCGGAGCUACAGGAUCGCUCUCCAUCGUUAAAAAGGAAGAAAAACCCGAUGUGGAUGGGCUGCUGAUUGAAGCUGGGACAGCGUCGGUCGUACACGGCAAUAGUGUCACCGAAGCCGAAGCGAACGAGGCAACGGUGGAUGCCGGUGACGAUGAUAUCAUUAUCGGUGGCGCUGAAGAUUCGACAACGAAAAUUCAGUAUGUGAAUGAUGAUGGAACGAUGAUGGAAUACGUAGCCGAAUCGCUGUCCCCUUCGGCGAGGCCUACUACACUCGUUAUGCGGAGAGCGAGUGAGGUUGACGAGGAACUUCGAUAUGAGGCAGGAUACGAAGUUGGUGCCCAUGGAGACGAGGAGGUUGCCGAACGGCAUGAAAUCUAUUACACAGUAGGCACGGAUACCUAUGCCAUCGAGGCGAACGCUGCCGGUGCGGGGUAUACGCACGCGACCAACUACGUGCCGCCAGGAUUCGACAAUCAAACCGAGAUCGAGUGUACCACGAUUGAUGAGCAUCUGCCGGAAGAGUACGUCGAAGAGGAAGGUUCCACAGUAGCGAUAGCUGGACCUGGAGCAAGUACGGUUAGUAGCAGCAGUGGUGGUAAUACCGGUGGUGCCGUAGUAUCGGCACGUGGUAUACACGAUCGCCCGUUUGUGUGCAAACAUUGCAAAACGAGCUUCAAGUACGAGCACAACUACGAUCGACACAUGAAGAACCACGCCAAGGUGCUGUACCGGUGUGGCAAGUGCUCAAAAACGUUCGUCAAGCUACGCAAAUGUCAGCAGCAUCACAUAAAAGCUCACUCGUCACAGCGGUACGAGUGUGACAUCUGCUUCCGUACGUACAGUCUGCCGACGCGGCUCGAGAACCAUGUGAUCGAGAUGCACUCCGAGAACGGAGUGUACACGUGCGAUCGGUGCAUUGGCGAGAAAUUCGUUUCGUACCUCGACUUCAAAGCGCAUCGGAUGCAAUACCAUGCGCGUAACGAAGCUGCGACCGGUACCACGGAUACGGUUCCUGCCAUCAUCAAACAGACGACGCACGGUGAUGUGGUGCACAUGCAGAAGCUCGAAGCACCGCUCCUGAGCACGCUCGAAGAUGAGGAUGAUGACGAUGAUGCUGACAGUCCCGAUCUAAGCACGACAGACGGCUACGAGCUGGAGGAUAUACUGGUCGAACACACGACCAGUAACCGGAAGGGUAGAACGCAGGACACGGCAUCGAAACGCAAAGUCGGAGGACGGCUCAAAACGGUACCAGCUAAUGUGGUACCCCGUACGAGACGGAGCAAUGGAGAAGGGACCAAUCGUGGAGUGACGGCAAAGACGCAACAACGAAAUCGUCAAGCAACCAGCAACAACUCUGCUCAUCAGCAGCCACACGAGGUGAUCCUCAUCGAUGAUGACGAUCAGCAGCACAAUGGGAUCAUGGCCGGUGUACGGCGGCAGGCUCAAAGUGACACGAUGCUACGUAUGCACGAUGGUAUGGAGGUCGACAGUGGCAACGCACUGCACCGACAGCUGCUGCAGCAGAUCGAAGAAAGUGAAGCGAGCUCGAUUGGACCGAAGGUGUAUCCCUGCGAAAGUUGCAACAAAACGUUCGUGCAUCUCAACAAUCUGAAGGCACACAUCUAUGCCGAGCACGACAAUGAUAAACCGUUCAAGUGCAAGCUGUGUCCAAUAUCCUUCAAAACGAAAGAAAUCCUAGUGAUGCAUAUGCUACUCCAUUCACAGCAACAGAGUGGCAGUGCUAUAUAAGAGCAGCAGCAGUGUCAGUGUAGAACUACGCAAGAAACAGUUCCUUUUGCGAUCUUUUUAUGAUUACUAUGUGCCAACCCCUUUCCACUGCUCCCUUUUCUGUGCUCAUGCCAUCCAAAUGGGAAGACCCUCUCAACGACGACACACAAAUGGUGCAACGAUAGAUUUCACAGGAGCAGUGAGAAAGAGAGAAAGAGAGCGAGGAAGGGAGAAAAUAGUGUAAUACGUAAGAGCUUCCCAAGUUUUAGUCGUAAGUGAAACCUAGAGCACAUAUCUCGCUCGGAAUCUGUGCUGGUACAGGUCCAUUAUCAAUCCUCUAGUUUUUAAGAUCUCUCUCCUUAUCGCCUCGUAUGCUUUAUGUUUAAGAAGAACUGUUCGGUCCUUCGUUACUGUUUUAGGCUUCCACGUUUUUAUAGUUCUCAUGCAGUGAGCCCUCCCUUUCCCUGAUAUAGCAGUACAACCGGUUACUAGGGCAAACGAUCGCAGCAACUCUGCGUGCUCCGUCUCUUGUAAGGUAUCACCACCAUCACAUUGUGGCCUUUCACCAUUAUUCAUUGUUGUUCGUUUUAAGCGUUUAAUGUUUGCUUUCGUUAGUUUUGUGCUGAUCCCCACCCGAUUCGCCCGCGUUCGUGAGCGAGGCUCAGGCUAGGAAGGGGAACAAAACAGAACAGUCACGUUGUUAAAACCUGAUGUCUUAGAUUUGCGUGCGCCUAAAAGGAUCAGGUGCACUUACUUCACCCAGUAAGGCCCAGAAUGGUGCUUAUAUCCUGCUGCAUAAUGCUAUAAUCGUAAAUGUUCCAAGGGAAUCAAAUGGACUUUAUUUUGAAAAAUGCCAUAGAAAAGUAGAAGGGCGCAGAGGAACAAUCCCGUGGCCCUAUUCGAAAUUGAUUCUCCAACUGUGAGAACGCAACGCCAUAAUGUGUAAACCAGCACCCUGAAAGUAGGAGGGGUUCUUGUGUUUUCCUUUGCUGGUUAGGAAGGGAUGCAGGUUAGCGUAGAAACCGAAAAGAAAAGAUUUCAAGCAUAGUUCAAAUAUAGGCAAUUCGCUACCAGUUCGUACCAUUACUAGCAGCAAACGAGUGCAACAAGAAAACAAGUGCAAGAGCUCAUCCAAAGGAUGUGCUAUCGGACAUGAAAUGGCAAAUGUACGUGGCAAUAGAUAGAUAGGCUCAUAGCUACUGAUAGGUAGGUAAACGGGGAGCAUCUUACACAUCGAUGCCCCUCUGGUUAUCCUCGAACAAUUGCGACAAACCGUUACAACUGUACAACUCGCGCAACCCGAGCUCCUAAUAAAUGGUAAACGAAUCGAAUCACACACAAAGCCGGUCUGCACACUAUAGGUAGGCUCUUUAUUAUGUUAGGUUGGGAUGAGAAUCGCACU